Molecule: messenger RNA, 2733 nt
Organism: Iphiclides podalirius (scarce swallowtail)
Lineage: Eukaryota; Metazoa; Arthropoda; Insecta; Lepidoptera; Papilionidae
Source: the annotation of a GenBank genome assembly
AUGUUCUACGCGCACUUUGUGCUGGCCAAAAAAGGCCCUUUGGCCAAGAUUUGGCUGGCGGCACACUGGGAUAAAAAGUUAACCAAAGCUCAUGUCUUUGAAACCAAUAUUGAGAAGCCUGGUAUGGUGGACUUGCCCGAGGAACACAGAGAGGCGGCCAUGAAUGCCAUAACAUUACCAGAGGUCUUUCAUGAUUUUGAUACUGCUAUGCCUGAACUGAACGAAGUGGAUAUUGAGGCCCAAUUCUCCCUGAAUCAGUCUAGAGCUGAGGAGAUUACAAUGAGGGAAGACUAUGGCUCCCUAAACUUGGUCACACAUGAUGAUGGCUUUGGGGACAUGGGAUUUGAUACUGAUAACCCUGAUAUCAUGAGAGAAGCCAUUGGCAAUGAAGGGGCUCUAGAGCAGAGCAACCUGCUGUUCGCGGACGGGUCGUCGCUGGAGCUGACGGGCAAGGAGGCGGGGCCCAGCGCGCCCCGCGACGCGCCCCGCCUCGAGCCCGCGCCCGCCCACUUGGACGACGGCUUCGGGGCCAACAUCGCCGACGUGCCGGACUUUGGGCACGCGGGAGGACUUUUCGAAGGCGAUCUAUUCGGCGACGUAACUGCAGGCAGCUCAGGCGCGGGGACAUCGGCUGGCCUCCCGGGCACUUCCACCCAGCCCCAGUCUUUGCAGGCGGAGAUCGAGGCGGCGGGCGAGCGCGCGGCCGAGACGGACGCGGCGGCCGGCGACGCGCACGACUCCGACGACGACAUGCCCGACCACUACGACGCCGGCAACUCGCCGCAGCACAGCUGGGGUGGGUCCCCUCCACACGAGCCUGACACUCCGAGGCCCAUGGACACCGAUGGAGCUGAUCUCAUGCCACCUCCAGCAGUACCUCGCCCGCCCUCAGUCAGGCCAAUGGAAGUGGAUAAUCCUGAAAUAGCUACUGCCGAAGCAGCCAGGGCAGAAACUCCCGCGCCGGCAUUGGAUACUACCACCUUGCUGAACAAUGAUGAGGAGUCUUUCGCUUUAGCGCCCGUCGACGCCACGGUUCUUAAAGGCAUCACGAAAACUAAGCGUAAGCGCAAGCUCAUCGUCGAUGAAGUAAAGAACAUAUCGGGCGAGGAGAUGAAGAAUCAGCUCAGCAAUACCUCGGACAUUGUGACCACUUUGGACCUGGCGCCGCCGACGAAGAGGCUGAUGCACUGGAAAGAGACUGGUGGUGUUGAGAAGCUGUUCUCCCUUCCCGCUAGGCCAAUACCCUCCCGUGUGUUGUUCAAGAAAUACCAACGUAACAUGACCUUACGUGGCGAGACAGAAGAAGCAGACGCGGCUGCGGCGCGCUCACCAGAUCCCGAACCGGUUCGACGUGCGGGCAGAAAACGUCGCCACGAGGAGUCAUUACAACCUCCAGAAACACCUGCUCCAUCUACUGUUGAUAUGGAGCCUCCUACACCUGUGCCUCAGGAAUAUGAACCUUCCAUCGCUUCCGAGCAGCCCGAGCCAGGCCCGCUGAGCCCGGCCAGCCCGUUCCCGGACAGCCCGCGCCCUGAAGAGUCCGAUGCGCCGCAAACGCCCGGUGGCAUGCUUAGCAGCCUAGGACCGCCCAUGACCCCGGGUGUGCUUGGGUCCUUGACACCAGGCACUUUGCUGCAGGGUGGACUGACCCCUGGCAGUUUGCAACAUGGUUCCAUGACGCCAGGCGGACUCGGGCAUGGCGGGAUGACCCCAGGUGGGCUGCAACAUGGUGACUCGCAGCCCGUUGAUCUUGGCCUCGGAAGCAGUGGGAUGACUCCUGCUGGUCUUCAUCAUGGCGGCAUGACCCCCGGUGGUAUGACGCCGGGCGGUAUGACUCCCGGCGGUAUGACCCCUGGAUUGGGUCUCGACAGUGGGAUGACCCCGGGCGGCUUGGUGCACGGCGGCUUGACUCCGGCUGGCCUUCACCAUGGGGGCAUGACACCGGGUGGUCUGGACCACGGCGGCAUGACCCCGGGCGGUCUGCAGCACGGUGGCCUGACCCCCGGCGGGCUGCAGCAUGGCGGUAUGACCCCUGGCGGCUUGCAGCAUGGCGGUCUGACCCCGGGUGGACUGCAGCACGGCGGCCUGACACCGGGUGGACUGCAGCAUGGCGGCAUCACACCCGCCGGACUGCAGCACGGUGGGAUGACGCCGUCCGGAUUGCAGCACGGCGCGCUUCUGCAGCACAGCAUGGAGCAGCUGCCGAUGAUGCCUCAGAUUGGUGGCGAGCAGGUGUCGUCGUUACUGUCGCGGUCCGUGGCGUCGUCGCAGCCGCCGCACCACGACUUGCCCCACACAAUGCCGAUGGACCCGUUGCCCCUGCACGGCCUUGACGAACAUUCCGACUACCAGGCGGGUAUGCAAAUGACAAACUUAGGUUAUGACGACCAGCAUGGACAUCAUAGCCCGCCACACGAUUAUGAUUUGCCUCUAAGUGUUGAAAAUGGAGAGGAGGGCUCCCGCGAGGCGGGCGAGACGGAGGAGCAGUUCUCGGAGCGAGUGCUGAACCGGCGCGCUGCGCAGCUGUUCGCGGUGAUGCGGCCCAAGCUGGCGUCCGAGCAGCGGCUCUCGUUCGCCGAGCUCGCGCCGCCCCACAACAACAGGAAGCAGGUGGCGCAAAAGUUUUACAGUUUAUUAGUUCUCAAAAAGCAUCAAGUUCUAAAAUUAGAACAAAACGACACCUAUGGACCUAUAACAAUCUAUAAAGGCGACGAGUUCGAGACGGAAACAAUU